AGAUUCAUUCGUUCACCAGCACGAAGAACAACAAAGUUUUCUCUUUGCCUUUUCCUUCUGUUUCCAACAUAGAAUGUGAACAAGAAGAAGAAGAAGCAAAGCUGUAUAACUUAAAGGGUUACUUUUCAAAGAUACUUGUUGCCAUAAUGUGAACCUGACUUCCAUCAACCUGGGAUUUGCCAUUUCAGGCAACUUUAACUACAAGCUAAAUCAUCAAAGAAGACCUUUCUUGUUUUCUUCGGAAACGACCGAAAAACGCCUCCAGAUUAUCGUGAAGCUGCGGUUUAAAUGGCUAAAGUUUGUUGGCCAUACUUCGAUCCCGAGUAUGAGAACCUGAGUGUCAGAAUCAAUCCUCCAAGGGUGUCCGUCGAUAACACGAGUUGCAGUGACUGUACUAUUGUAAAGGUUGACAGCGUGAAUAAACCCGGAAUACUGCUGGAAGUUGUGCAAAUACUAACAGACCUCGACUUCAUUAUUAUCAAAGCUUACGUCUCCUCUGAUGGUGGAUGGUUCAUGGAUGUGUUUCACGUCACGGAUCAACAAGGGAAAAAGAUCACCGAUGUAAAAACCAUUGAUUACAUAGAGAGGGUUCUAGGACCUAAGGGGCACACUGUGGAUGGGAUGAAAAAUUGCCCCGGAAAACGUGUUGGGGUUCACUCUUUUGGUAAUCACACGGCAAUAGAACUCAUUGGAAGGGACAGGCCUGGUCUCUUAUCGGAGAUCUCGGCAGUCCUUGCCAACCUUCACUUCAAUGUCACUGUUGCAGAAGUAUGGACACAUAAUAGACGAAUAGCAUGUGUACUCUAUGUCAAUGACGAUACCACGAGCGGGGCUGUGGAUGAUCCGAACAGACUGUCUAUUAUGGAGGAGCAGCUUAAGCACAUCCUACGUGGUUGUGAGGACGAUGACAAUGUUGCACGUACCAGCUUCUCCAUGGGAUUCACACAUAUCGAUCGUCGGCUUCAUCAAAUGCUGUUUGCAGAUAGGGAUUAUGAAGGUGGUGGAGUGUCAACUGAGGUUAACUAUCCUCCAUCCUUCAAACCAAAGAUCUCAGUCGAGCGUUGUGAGGAGAAAGGGUACUCGGUUGUUACCGUCCAGUGCAAAGAUCGAGCUAAGCUCAUGUUUGACAUUGUCUGCACACUCACGGACAUGCAAUAUGUAGUUUUUCAUGCUAACAUCUCAUCCAAUGGUCCCCAUGCUUCACAGGAAUAUUUUAUUCGGCACAUGGAUGGUUGCACACUUGAUACUGAAGAAGAGAAAGAAAGGGUCAUUAAAUGUCUCGAAGCCGCCAUUCAUAGAAGAGUAAGCGAGGGUCUAAGCCUGGAGCUUUGCGCCAAGGACAGAUGUGGUUUGUUGUCCGAAGUAACAAGGAUUCUCCGAGAGAACGGAUUAUCCGUUAGAAGAGCAGGGGUCUCAACGGUAGGGGAGAAAGCUGUGAACGUAUUCUACGUGAGAGAUGCAUAUGGGAACCCGGUCGAUGCCAAGACAAUCGACGCACUUCGCAAAGAAAUCGGUCACAAGAUGAUGCUUAACGUGAAGAAGGACCCGGAAAGUACGAAAGCACAGGAGGCAGAGACCAGUGGAUGGGCUAAAACAAGCUUCUUCUUUGGGAACUUACUGGAAAAAUUCCUGGCUUGAGAAAAAGACCGACCAUCAAUGUCCAUGUAUGGGUAUUAUUACAGACAUCAUGAACUGUAUAGAAUAAUGGUAGCUUAUGCAUGUCCAUCAUGGGAAAAACUUGUUAUCCCUUGUUUGUUUAAAAAUAAAUGUUUGAAUUGUGAA
Molecule: messenger RNA, 1782 nt
Organism: Hibiscus syriacus
Lineage: Eukaryota; Viridiplantae; Streptophyta; Magnoliopsida; Malvales; Malvaceae
Product: ACT domain-containing protein ACR3-like
Exons: 9
Coding region: 289-1638 (449 amino acids)
Source: RefSeq, a predicted model, not a curated record